Candidula unifasciata is the source of this 819-nucleotide messenger RNA. NCBI's taxonomy places the organism in Eukaryota, Metazoa, Mollusca, Gastropoda, Stylommatophora, Geomitridae. The record is from the annotation of a GenBank genome assembly.
UUAGAUUGCCAUAUCCCAACACAUCCAGUUAUAGCAAAGUUAUAUUGCCAUAUCCCAACACAUCUAGUUGUAGCAAAAUUAGAUUGCCAUAUCCCAACUCAUCCAAUUGUAGCAAAGUUAGAUUGUCAAAUCCCAACACAUCCAGUUGUAGCAAAGUUAGAUUGCCAUAACCCAACACAUCCAGUUGUAGCAAGAUUAGUUUGUCAUAUCCCAACACAUCCAGUUGUAGCAAAAUUAGAUUGCCAUAUCCCAACUCAUCCAGUUGUAGCAAAGUUAGAUUGUCAAAUCCAAACACAUCCAGUUGUAGCAAAGUUAGAUUGCCAUAUCCCAACACAUCCAGCUGUAGCAAAGUUAGAUUGUCAUAUCCCAACACAUCCAGUUGUAGCAAAGUUAGAUUGUCAUAUCCCAACACAUCUAGUUGAAGCAAAGUUAGAUUGCCAUAUCCCAACACAUCCAGUUGUAGCAAAAUUAGAUUGCCAUAUCCCAACACAUCCAAUUGUAGCAAAAUUAGAUUGCCAUAUCCCAACUCAUCCAGUUGUAGCAAAACUAGAUUGUCAAAUCCCAACACAUCCAGUUGCAGCAAAGAUAGAUUGCCAUAUCCCAACACAUCCAGUUGUAGCAAAGUUAGAUUGCCAUAUCCCAACACAUCCAGUUGUAGCAAAUGAAAAUCUUACUCUGGUAAGGAUAAAAAUAGUUGAACUCUGGAGGUUAAAGACAGUUAGUACGCGCUUGUUGGAAUUUCCCUAUUGCUGCGAUUUCGGCGUUCAACGCAGUACAAAAGAUUUGCAGAAAAUCAGAAACGGUGGACAGAUAUGUUAG